Molecule: messenger RNA, 1738 nt
Organism: Cicer arietinum (chickpea)
Lineage: Eukaryota; Viridiplantae; Streptophyta; Magnoliopsida; Fabales; Fabaceae
Product: probable protein phosphatase 2C 13
Biological process (GO): protein dephosphorylation
Molecular function (GO): protein serine/threonine phosphatase activity; cation binding
Source: RefSeq, a predicted model, not a curated record
GACACAAGAAGCGCGUUCAGUUGUAACACCUCUUGCUUUAAGUACGUCGAACAAGAAAUCACACCAAACAGAAAGAGAGAAACCCUAAUUUCUUACUAUUACCCUUCGUUUUCUUCAUUUCCAAAUAAUUCACCCCCAAAUUUCAACGACUCAAAUUCAAUUUCCCAAUUAGAAACCCUAGCUACUAUUAUUCUUCUACAGAAUUUGUAAAACGACGUUUGAAGAUGGUACCGGAAGCGGAAAUUAUAUGUCAACAGAGUAUUUCCAUGUUGGAUGUGAAGUAUCACCUUUGUGUAGCACAAGAACACAUCGUCAAAGUUGAGGUUUCACCCACCUCUCCUACUCCUUCUGUCCCAAUCUUUGCCCAUGCUGUGAGUUGCUCUGAGAUCAUUAAAGAUUCCAUGAUGGAGACCCCUGCAAAAAUGUUUAUCCCGAAUGUGCGUUCUGGCAGCUAUGCUGAAAUAGGGCCGCGGGGAUCUAUGGAUGAUGAACACAUUCAGAUAGAUGAUCUAGCUUGCCACCUUGGAUUUGUGUUUAAGUACCCAAUACCGAGUGCGUUUUAUGCAGUUUUUGAUGGGCAUGGAGGGCCUGAUGCUGCUGCCUAUGUUAAGAGGAAUGCUAUGAGAUUAUUUUUUGAAGAUGCUGAUAUGCUGCAAUCAUAUGAUGAUGAUACUAAUACAUUAUUUCUAGAGAAGUUGGAGGAUUCUCAUCGGAGAGCUUUUAUACGGGCGGAUCUUGCCUUGGCUGAUGAACAAAGUGUUAGUAGCUCAUGUGGGACUACGGCACUGACUGCCCUUGUACUUGGAAGGCAUUUGCUUGUUGCUAAUGCUGGUGACUGUCGUGCAGUUCUUUGCAGGAGAGGUGCAGCUGUUGAGAUGUCUCAAGAUCACAGGCCAAGUUAUUUACCUGAACGAAGGAGAGUGGAGGAGUUAGGUGGUUUCAUUGAUGACGGAUAUCUCAAUGGUUAUCUCUCGGUAACCCGUGCUCUUGGGGAUUGGGACUUAAAAUUUCCACUUGGUGCUGCAUCUCCUCUUAUUGCUGAGCCAGAUGUUCAACUGGUUACAUUGACAGAAGAGGAUGAGUUCUUGAUCAUUGCGUGUGAUGGGAUUUGGGAUGUAAUAUCUAGCCAAGUUGCAGUCAGUCUUGUUCGCCGUGGAUUAAGAAGGCACAGCGACCCACAUCAAAGUGCCAGAGAGCUAGUAAAGGAGGCACUGCGCCUAAAUACAUCAGAUAACCUCACUGUGAUUGUUAUAUGCCUGUCACCCAUUGAAAGCAUUGCCGAAUCAUGUCCGCCCCAAAGGAGAAGAUUCAAAGCUUGCAGUAUUUCUGAAGAGGCUCGAAAUAGAUUGAAGAGCCUGAUAGAGGGAAAUUGACUGUAAAUGCAACUUUUGUGAUUUACAAAUGUUUCUUUCAUUAAAGAUUAAUCUGUUUUUUUAGGCUGUUUCAGUGAUCUAGAAAAACAGUCGGCAGUUUUGUAGGGAUAGAAAGGUAUACUGUAUUUGGUGAGAUGUAGAGAGGUUUAGACCUAUUUAAUUUGAGGGAUGUAUCUGAGUUAUGUUGGUAUUUUUAGAGACAGUUGUAGCUAAAUUUUGGCGGAGUAGAUAUAAUCCUCAUCAAGGUGGUUUUGAUCUCACAUUGUUGAUUGUUGAUUCUAUAAAUACAAACGUUAAGACUUGUAAGCAGUAUUCUUGGUGUGCAUGCCACCAAAGUUCAAUGCUCUUAUCAAUUUUUAUCCUUA